Lotus japonicus is the source of this 845-nucleotide messenger RNA. Its product is annotated as vesicle transport protein GOT1. The transcript has 7 exons. NCBI's taxonomy places the organism in Eukaryota, Viridiplantae, Streptophyta, Magnoliopsida, Fabales, Fabaceae. The coding region runs from base 134 to 514 and encodes 126 amino acids. Gene Ontology annotation, biological process: endoplasmic reticulum to Golgi vesicle-mediated transport; retrograde transport, endosome to Golgi. The record is from RefSeq and is a predicted model, not a curated record.
UGUACCAAGCCCGAGAUCCAUUGUCUCUCUCUCACUCUCUCUUUCAUCGAAUCACCCACCCACGCCACGCUUCUUGAUUUCUUCUUCUGCAUCAAAUUCAACUGAGCUUAGAGUUCCUUCAAUACUAAUCAAUAUGGCCUUUGAUAUAGAUGAGAUCAAGAAGAUUGGUAUAGGCCUCAUUGGUUUCGGCAUCUUUUUCACAUUUCUUGGCAUACUUCUUUUCUUCGACCGCGGUUUGCUUGCUCUGGGAAAUAUUUUUUGGUUGGCAGGGGUAGCAAUUUUGCUUGGUUGGCGUUCCAUGUGGGGAAUCUUCACGAAUAGAGCAAACUAUAAGGGUUCUGCAUCAUUUCUUCUAGGACUCUUUUUCAUUUUUGUGAGGUGGCCAAUAGUUGGUAUAAUACUUGAAAUAUACGGUUGUGUUUUUCUCUUCAGUGAUUUUUGGUCAUCUAUCAAAGUGUUCCUCUACCAUAUUCCUGUUGUUGGAUGGAUUAUACGGUUUAUUGCUCCUUCUUGAUCACCGCCAGAAGGGGAUAUGACUGUUACAUUUUCGUAUAUGGGCUGAUUAAGGGUUUCAAUUGCCUUAGUGUUUGUAAUAUUUCCAAUGAGUCAUGCUUCAUUAUGAUGCUAAGCGCUUUUCUAAUUGUUUGCCAUCAGGCAAAUAGGCAUCUUUUAGUGUUGUAAAGUAUUGUGAAAUUGUAAUUUAUGUGUGAAGGUGAUUUUACUCUUUCAGUUGUCUAUCAGUAUCAAAGGGUUAUUCCUGAUGAAUGGAAAACAGACCACUUUCAUGGAAGCAGGUGGAUGUACACUAUAAUUGGUUAUCCAAUAUUCUUUUCUUUUUUGUGAAA